Gossypium raimondii (Peruvian cotton) is the source of this 554-nucleotide messenger RNA. RefSeq names its product thioredoxin H2. The transcript has 3 exons. The coding region runs from base 83 to 439 and encodes 118 amino acids. NCBI's taxonomy places the organism in Eukaryota, Viridiplantae, Streptophyta, Magnoliopsida, Malvales, Malvaceae. The record is from RefSeq and is a predicted model, not a curated record.
GUAUAUAAAGACGUUCCCUAACAUCCCAAAAAUCCAACCCAAAGUCACUUCCUUCCAUCGAGCUACAACCAAAAGAAAAAGAAUGGGAAAUAAAGCCUCCACUGCCAAAAUCAUUGAAAUGCAGUCGGCGAGUCAGUGGAGAGCCCAGCUAGAGGCCUCCAAGCAAAGUAACAAGUUGCUGGUGAUAGAUUUCUCGGCGACCUGGUGCGGACCCUGCAAAUGGAUGGAACCGGUGAUUGAAGAAUAUGCCAACUUAUAUGCUGAUGUUGAGUUCAUCAAGAUCGAUGUUGAUACCUUGGAGGAUGUGGCUCGUCAAUUCAAAGUUGAAGCAAUGCCGACCUUCGUUCUUGUUAAGAAAGGCAAAGAAAUAUGCAGGCUGGUGGGUGCUAAAAAGACUGAACUCCAGAAGCUCAUUGAGAAACACAGGUUUGAUAAUUAGGUUGUUUUUGGGGGGCAAACUAUAAAUAUGGGUGACGAAUAAGCUUUAUUGUAAGGUUUUCACUUUCUUUUUUUUUAUAUCCAAGUGUGUUAAUAAAGUACGACUUUCUAUUUUA